This is a messenger RNA of Scatophagus argus, 4329 nucleotides long. RefSeq names its product multivesicular body subunit 12Ba (gene mvb12ba). The record is from RefSeq and is a predicted model, not a curated record. NCBI's taxonomy places the organism in Eukaryota, Metazoa, Chordata, Actinopteri, Scatophagidae. The transcript is spliced from 10 exons. The coding region runs from base 485 to 1372 and encodes 295 amino acids. Gene Ontology annotation, biological process: viral budding; virus maturation; regulation of epidermal growth factor receptor signaling pathway. Gene Ontology annotation, cellular component: ESCRT I complex; late endosome.
GUUUUGACUGGCUUGUAAUUCACCCUUGUGCAAGAAAAAUGUUGAGAAAUACGAAUUAUGCCUUCGUGCUUUCUUCAGAAACCCCGCAUUCAUCUGUUGAAGAAAUGUUUGCAAAAUGUUAAAGUAGUCCUUCACUCAAUGCCCAGUUUUAUCGAGAAUUCAAACACACACGUUUGUUCGAUAUGCAGGCACUGGAGAAGGGAUGGGGAAAAUGCUCCUCCAGCUGGAUCACUCAUCACUCCCCUGACCCCAGUCCCCUGCAAUAGCUCAACUGAUGGCACCUUCCUGAAACUGCUAGCUGCAAAACCACCAUGCAAAUACAUACAAAGCAGCUUGUGUAUUGGGUUGGUUUGUUGUUUCUAGCCAUUUAGUGAAGAUGAGAUUCUCCCCAAAACUGUGAAACGGUGUGAGAGAGGAUACCACGGAAGAAAAUACAAGACGACCGAUCGGACCCGACUGUUAAUCUCACUAGAACUCUACAAAAAUGCCUGAGGUUCGGGAACUUUCUGAAGCUUUGCCAGAGAUGCCCAUGGACCCAAUCACUGGAGUUGGAGUAGUAGCUUCCAGGAACAGGGCUCCCACUGGAUAUGAUGUGGUUUCAACAACAACAGAUGGCCUUGAUGCUGACCUGUGGAAAGACGGUCUUUUCAAAUCCAAGGUGACCCGCUACCUCUGCUUCACCAGGGUCUUCUCUAAAGAAAACAGUCAUUUAGGCAAUGUUCUUGUGGAUAUGAAGCUGAUUGAUAUAAAGGAUACAUUGCCUGUGGGUUUCAUUCCGAUCCAAGAGACUGUUGAUACUCAGGAGCAGGCCUUCAGGAAGAGGCGACUCUGCAUCAAGUUUAUUCCACGGGACUCUACAGAGGCAGCCAUUUGUGACAUCCGCAUCCUGGGGCGCUCCAAGCAGGCCCCUCCCCAGUACACCUUUAUAGGAGAACUCAACAACAUGGGAAUCUGGUAUCGCAUGGGGAACGUACCUCGGGCCCAGGACUCUACACACACACCAACAACCAACAAUAUCCAGACUGUGAACUCCUCCUCCAGCACUGCCCCACUCCCAACAGCUCCUAUGCCCAAGCAUAUUUCUAUGACUCUCCCAGCCAGCUUCAGAGGGAAGAAUACCACCAGGCCAGACUAUGAGCACCAAAACUCCAACCUGUAUGCCAUCUCAGCUAUGGAUGGAGUGCCUUUCAUGAUCUCUGAGAAGUUUGCUUGUGCCUCGUCAGAGCUGCAGCAGGUAGAUCUGAUGGGCAUUACAAUCAAGUCACUGGCCGAGAUUGAGAAAGAGUAUGAUUACAGUUUUCGCACAGAGCACAGUGCAGCUGCUCGCCUCCCCCCCAGCCCAACACGGACCUCGCUGAGCUCUGAGGCCUGAAGACACCCCCACCCCCCGACCCCACCCUAAAAAACACUCUCCCAUAUGGAUGCCAGCAGGAGAGACUUGUACACAACUACUGAGGACCUCCCCAAAACAGUUCCCGACACCUGUAACUGACAAGAAAAACAAAACAACAGAAAGAUUCCGUGUGUCCAGCUGAAACCACUAUGUACAACAUCGAUGAGCUGGCUUAUGAGAGGAAAUUGCCCGUUGUUGGACAAAAGAGACCUUUCUUGCUCAAGAAAACGGAAACGGAUCUCACUCUUAUACAAUACAUUUCUUUUCCCAAUCAGUCCUAAGUAUUGUUCUCUGUAAUACAAAUCACCACUCCCUAUCUGAAGGACUUACAGACAUGGUAAAAGGAUACUUUAUUCUGAUGGAGAGCACCUGUUAAGACUUUUUUUUUUUUUUUUUUUAUGAAAUGGGAUGAGAGUCUGUGCGCAACCAUAUUUGCCUUCUGUGUUAAUGAUACACCUGCUGUUUGGUCAUUGGCCUGAAUCAAGGUACCUGGAGGGUGUGAAGGUGUAAAGGAAAAUGUCAUGCCAUGGGAUUUUUUUUUUUCAAGAGUAUGCUGUUGCUCUUGAUUGGGAAUCAUUUUCAUUGUUCUCUAGAUGUUACUGCAAUAUACUGGUGUGACUGUGAGUGCAGUUUGUGUUUGGGAAUUUUAAUGUGUGCAUCCUGUUCACCACAGUUAUUCUAUUAACCACUCCUUCACUGUCUGUUUAUGUGAGCCAGUAUUUUAGCUUCCAUAUAGAGCCACUGUUACUGUUUAAACGUUGGUAAACCAUGAGAGAGGUUACUGUUUUAUAAUUUUUGUUGAGUUAAUCUAAUGUCUGCUACUUUUUUAGGGCUGGGAACCAUUAUUUUCAUAUUAUUGAUGAUACCUUAUUUUGAAUAUCUCGGAUGGAAAAGAGGACAGUCUGUUUUAACUUAUACACCCCUUCACAUGUUAAAACAAUCUAUGGCACAUUUGAGUCCUUUAGUCCCAGUACAAGUCAUUGCUCCAUCAUCCUCAUUGAGCCUAUGGGAAAAACAAUAUUAGAUUGUUCUUGUUUGUUUGGGGUUUCUUUAUCCGUAUCUUGGCAUCUAAGCUUUUGUUACUUGAAACAUUUCAAUCACUACAAAAGAAAGUGUUCAGGUUUGAUACCCAGCCCUACUUUCUUUACGUGAUCAGAAUGUUCUCCACUAUUUUAAGCCACUUUUGUAAGCACAACACGUACAAACAAAAAGGUUGCAGGGUGUCAUAAAAUUAUAGUCCAUUCUUCAUUAUGCAAGAGCAAAGGCAAACUUGUUAAGUAGAAAUACUUUUUUGACUACUUUGAGUCUGUUGUGCCUACAGUAAUAAUGAUAGAUUUUUAAUUCAGCUUGUUUCCCCCUCUACUCCUUUUUUUUAAAAAACAAACUUUCUCUUAGUUUGAAUCUAUCCUCAUAGUCUGUUACUUAAAUUUAACUCUUAUUUUGUAGCUCUUUGACAUGCGAAGACCAUUUUCAGCUCAGAGCCAUUACAGCAUUCAGUUCUAAUGGGAUGGGUGGAACUUUGAGACUAAAAAAGGGGGUUCAGUUCCAGGGUCUCACAAGGAGAGGAACUUUGUGAACUAGAUGGCCUUUUCACCAAUAGUCAGCGUUCCCCAGCCACACAUGCGUAGAGCAACAAUACUGGAUGUAGCCGCUUGAAGGGGCUGGCAUGGAACCAGUUUUGGCUGUCUCACAGUGGAGAUGUUUCAGAUGACUAAAAAUGUGGUGCAGGAAUCUACCCCCAGCACUGACCAUUCAUUGGUGCAAAGAUCCCGUGAGAAAACAAAUGUAGUUCUUCAAGAAUUAUGACCAAGAUAUGUAGUGAGUGGAUCAUUUAUGCUAUGUAAAAUAAAAACAACAACAAAAAAAACACCAUAUAUCAGUGCUCUCUGCUGGACAAACUAAUGUUAACAUGGUUUCUAAAAGACCUCAAACCCAUGUCUGACAUUUGUUGUUACUAAUGAACAAACAUAUGCUACAGAAUAUAUAAGAAAUCCUCAAAUACUGAGCCUCAUCUCCUGUUUUAUAAAUAUAUUUCAUCAUGUUCUGUUUUCAGAUCUGCUCCUGUUUGAAUUUGCUGUUAAUGCAAUCUUAACAAUCCUCCAUGUUUAUCUGUUGUUUACACCAAGAACCAUAUUAUACUCACCACUGUGCUGCUCCUCUCUCACCGAAGUACUGCUUUCAUUCACCUAUUUUCAGUCAUGCGUUGCCUCUUUGAGUUCACUCCAGCCAGAUGUCUGUUUAUUCAGUGCAACGUUUCCUUUAAGUUAAUACAGUAUUGUUUUGAAAAGCACCAAGGACUUUAGCGAACACCAGUGACUCCAUUUUAUUUUGUUUAUUUCACACCAUUUCAUAAAAUGGAUGUUAAAAGAAAAUAUUUUCCAAGUGUCUCUGUAAUAUUAUCAAAUUCUAAAUGCAUGGAUUAACUCCUUUUAAUUUCUAGUUUUGUUUGUCUAAUUUAUUUGUGAUUUCAGUAUUGUGAGUCUUUUGUCCUAAAAAAUCUUUGUUGUUUUAAAGAAAUACCACAUAAAAUUGUCAAUCACACUGCUGACAUCUUUGACGAGGGAUGGAAAGACAGACUCAUGUCCAUGUGAAGCUCUUUGUAUUUGAGCUGACUGCAUUGGCUUGCUCUGCUAUAUGCUACUCACGUAUCAUUACACAGAUGUGGUGUUUACUUUCAGCCAGUUUUGCUGAAACAUUUAAUAGCUAACUAAUAUAAUGUAUCCACAUUAACAACAAAUAGGAAUCCUGCUUUGAUAUGUCUGUUAGUUUGCAUGUGUGGUCAUGAGAUGUCGGAGGUUUCAAUAGAACAGUUAUUUUUGUAGUUUGUUAUUGAUCAAAAGUCAGCUUUUGUCUCAUGAAUAGUUUUUUUUCUUUUUCAGUAAACACACAAAAUGGCGUCAUUUGAAGUUGUAUCAUAAAGUUUUAUUAAACUAUGA